UUUCUUUCUAGAAAUGGCAGCUUCUCUAUGGAAGAACUUACUUCAGACGACAAAGGAAAGGGUACUACAACAGAGAAGAGCAUCACUGUAUAUGGGUGCUCAUGGUUAUGAGGAAGAAUUGAUAAAGAAGAAACUUCAGCAGUUUGGUGGUGGAUCCAUCAACCUCUCCAAAGAAGACAAUGGCAUUGGGAUUCUUACUUUGAAUAACCCAAAACUAAUGAACGCCUUUACAGGUACUAUGAUGCUGCAACUCCAGGAGAGGGUAACUGAAUUGGAAAACUGGAAGGAUGGCAAAGGCCUUAUCAUCUAUGGUGCAGGAAACACCUUUUGCUCAGGAUCUGACUUGAAUGCUGUCAAAGCAAUAUCAAACUCCCAG
Mesitornis unicolor (brown roatelo) is the source of this 376-nucleotide messenger RNA. Its product is annotated as ethylmalonyl-CoA decarboxylase-like. The record is from RefSeq and is a predicted model, not a curated record. The transcript has 2 exons. Gene Ontology annotation, cellular component: cytosol. Gene Ontology annotation, molecular function: enoyl-CoA hydratase activity. Lineage: Eukaryota; Metazoa; Chordata; Aves; Mesitornithiformes; Mesitornithidae. The annotation marks the transcript as partial. Gene Ontology annotation, biological process: fatty acid beta-oxidation.